Messenger RNA from Hippoglossus stenolepis (Pacific halibut), 2609 nucleotides. RefSeq names its product BAALC binder of MAP3K1 and KLF4 b (gene baalcb). The transcript is spliced from 5 exons. Lineage: Eukaryota; Metazoa; Chordata; Actinopteri; Pleuronectiformes; Pleuronectidae. Bases 520 to 1065 code for a protein of 181 amino acids. Gene Ontology annotation, cellular component: cytoplasm. The record is from RefSeq and is a predicted model, not a curated record.
UCCUCUCCUGUCCUCUCCUCUCCUCUGCUCUCUCAUGAACAAGCCUCCUCUCCUCUCUCCUCCUGCCCUCUCCUCUCCUCUCUGUGUUUGUGGAGGAGGCGGACGGACGCUCGGUGAGUAAUCCACCGGAGGAGGAGGUGGAGGAGGAGGAGGAUUGUCGGUAUUAACAAACACGUUACGGCUGUGUCUGGCAGGAGGACACGGAGGAGCACCGGGGAGAGACGAGCCAGCAGCGACUCUCCAUCAUCCUCAUCCUCAUCCUCAGUGACUCUAUGUGUUUAUGAUCUGCAGCAGCCUCCUGUGUAAUAUGGAUUGACUGACACUCCCAGGAUGCUGCCUUCAAAUGUUCUGGAAGACAUGUAAAUGUGAGUUAACGGCGAGGGGACCACUCAGCCCACUCCUGGAAGAACAAACGUAAUUGGAGACAAUAAUCCUGCGUCAUAUGAGGGCACGGGGUCCCACAGCUGUGUGCUGUGCUAGAAGUCCAGCUGUGAAGUGACGGCGCCCUGCGGGAGAGCGAUGGGCUGCGGGGGCAGCAGGACGGACGCUCUGGAGCCUCGCUACCUGGAGAGCUGGACCAAAGAGACGGAGUCAACGUGGCUGACCAGCACCGACACCGACAUCCCCCUGUCGUCCAUCCAGAGCAUCCCCUCCGAGAACUCCGAGGCCGGCUUUGCUUCUGAGAAAACAAUCAGCCCGGUUCCAGAUUUCUUUGAUGACGGCCUCCCUCCUCCUGCUCAGGCGUACCUGAAGGUCUGCUCCGCCGUGUCGGAAGUCAGUCUGAAUGAUGUGAAACCCAGCAGCCCUCCUGCCAUCCUGCCAUCGGCGCCCAAAGAGGAGGUGCUGCCUUCGUCUGGCACCACGGUGCAGCGGCGGAGCGUUCUGCACACUGAGGAAAUCACAAAAUGGCAGGACAAUCGGAUGUCCACAAAGCAGGUGACCAUCACGGUGACGCAGAGCAUCCAUCAGGUGGACAAGAACGGGAAGGUGAAGAAGUCGCUCACCACCUACGAGGUGAUGAAACCUGUGGAGAGUCUGAAACAGGUGGCCACACAAAACACUUGAGAGGAUGAAGCCAAAGAAAAAUGACGACUGUGAAAUAAACAAACUGAAAGCGUGUGAAGGCUGAUGAAGCACAAGAGGGACGUGUGAGACUCGGGAUAAUGGAAUAUUUUUCUCAUUUUCUUAAAUAACUUGGGCCAUUUUGUAGAUAAUAUCAUGAAAUGUAUUUCUAUGGAGCCUGUUGCCACAAUGUUUGACUGUAUUUUGACACUUUGAACACAUGUAAAACAUAAAAAAACUGUAAUUUGUUAUAAGAAAAUUUUAAAAAAUGAAAUUUUGCAGGACAUAUGAUAUCAAACCAAAAGUAAAUGAAGAAUUCACACUAUCACAGCAGAUGACCUGUUUUUAAAAUCCUUUGGCAAAUUCAAAUUUCAAAAACCACCUAUAAUUCAAAUUUUAAGAUGCUUUUAGGAAUAGAUAUAUGUGUAAAUAUAUCGUUAGUGUUAUUGGAAGUAACUGAAUCUUCACAUUGCAUAAAUACUUUAUAGUUUCCGUUAUUUGACACUGAAAUGUAGCUGCUGCUGUGCUGCGGUCUGUGUGGCUCAGGUAACGGAACUCGACCGUGACGACUGCAAUGUUUACAGUGCAGCUUGAACAGGAGGUUGUGACUUUGAUGAUGUAAAAACUGUCUCACUACAUUGUGUUGAUUUGUACAAUAGAGUCGAAUGUGUUUUCUAAUGACAAUAAGUCUAAUAAAACAUUUACGGACUUUAUUUCAAAUCACAACACGUGUCGUUGAAAGAAAAUCUGUUUUUAAUUACACAUGCAUGGAACAAGUUUGGCACUCGGAGGAAGUGACGUAAACAAUAAACAUGCGUUCUCAGAGUAUUACAUAAAGCAUGUGGCAUCAGGUGGACCAGGAGCUGGUCUUUAUCUUUGAGUCCUUUGACCGGUGUGUUGAUGACCAGCAGAUCUGGGGUCAGCUUUGUGCUGAAAUUGUGUGGAUCUGUUUUUGAUGAUCGAAGUGUAACUGUCCAGAUCUGAACGACGGCUCCUCUUUCUCCAUCCACUCGUCCACACAGAAGUCCGGGAAGAAGAAUCUGAUUUCUCUUUGUGCCGAUUCAACAGAAUCUGGAGAAACAAUCAUUAAAAAAAACAAUCAGGAUUUGGAAAAACUUUCUAACUCAACAGUCCAGUAAAAAGAAAAAGUUGAAAAUUGGCUUUAAGAAGCCAAACUGGGUGUAUUGUUGAAUAAUCAGACCAUCGAGAACUUGCUACUGAAUAAAAUGUGUCAUGAAUAAUUGAGAAGAUAAUUUAUUAACUUUAUGCAAAUAUCGAGACCAAUUUUAUGAUGCACUACUGUAGAAACAAUUCAUAAUUCACUAUAUUUCAUAAUGCAACUUGUUGAAGGAGGAUUUUAAAGCUACCACUGUUUGUGCUAUGCGUGUUUAAUUACACUGUUAAACUAAUCUGUUCAACUAAUGUUUAACCUGAUGAAGCUGCCCUGUGUGAUGUGAUAGCCCAUGAGAUACUGCAGGGGGUGUAAACCUGCUGUGUUUAGCACCAUGUGAAGCACUAAGGACUGAUAAAGACUGUAUUUAAAUCCA